Molecule: messenger RNA, 963 nt
Organism: Quercus robur (English oak)
Lineage: Eukaryota; Viridiplantae; Streptophyta; Magnoliopsida; Fagales; Fagaceae
Product: putative RING-H2 finger protein ATL69
Exons: 2
Coding region: 84-833 (249 amino acids)
Biological process (GO): protein ubiquitination
Molecular function (GO): transferase activity
Source: RefSeq, a predicted model, not a curated record
UAUAUCCUUCCCCACUUCUUACAUUAGGAUUUAGGCCUCACAACUUUCUUUGGCCUAAGAUCUUCUCUCCUUCUCUUACUCAUAUGUCCACGGCUGAUCCACCUGUGCCGUCGGCCGCCACCGGUGUCGGCCUCGGGUACGGCAUCGCCAUUGCCGUGAGUAUUCUCGUACUCAUCUCUACUAUCAUGCUUGCUUCGUAUGUGUGCGUUAGAAUCAAAGCUAACGGUCGUAAUGAUAGUGGUGGUGGUAACGAUAAUAAUAUCUUAAGAAGAAGGUCUAAUCAUCAAUCUACAACGAGGAUUUCGAUAGAGCCUGUAGUGAUAGUGAUGGGCUUAGAUGGGCCCAACAUAGAGUCUUACCCAAAGAUGGUUCUUGGUGAAAGUCGACGACUGCCUAAGCCCAACAACGGCCCAUGUUCGAUUUGCUUGUCGGACUACCAGCCCAAAGAUACCAUAAGGUGCAUUCCAGAGUGCCAUCACUGUUUCCAUGCAAAUUGCAUUGAUCAAUGGCUCCAAAUGAGUGCUACAUGUCCUUUGUGUCGAAAUUCUCCUGCUCCAUCAGGAAACUCUACACCUCUUGCUACUCCUUUGUCAGAAUUGGUUCCACUGGCCUUUCAUGCCAGGGGUCCCUUGCCUUUUUACAAAGUGAACAAGUGGGGUUUGAUUUGGACGACAAUGAAAAGGGUGCCGUUUUUAACGGGGUCAACGACAAGGAAAAGAGAUGGGUCACUAAUGAAAUGUUCACUAGCCAGAACAUCAACAGCACAUGGUAAUAAUUGGCUUCUCCUUGUUCAAGUCUCGGACCUCACCAAUUGGAAUUUGGAAUCACUUUAAAGACUUUUCCUCAUGAUUAUGACUAUACAGAAUGUGUACAAAUUCCGGGAUUGCUUAUAUAAUUUGAAAGUCCUAUAUUCCAACAUUUCUUAUUAAUAUAUCAACUAGGGUGUUCAAACCCGACUGAAAA